UCAGUACACUUCAGUAUGUCGUCCCUUAUAAAUCAGUAUUUUUACUCUGACUUUGUGUGUACAGGUGUGCCUACCUGCAGUACUUUCUUUGUGUACUGUAAGAGCUGUCGGUCGAUACAACCAGGAAAGCUGAGAGUUCGUUGCAGAAGCUGCAGACAAACGACGCUGACACUCAGCAGAGGUCCGUCCUGCUGGGACGAUGUCCUCCUCCCAGGUCGUGUCCAUGGCUUGUGCCAAUCAGACGGUUGUCACGGCAAUGAAGCGGAGUUCUACAUGAAGUGUGCGUCCCAUCCGACCUCAGAGGAUGAGCUCUCUGUGGCCCUCGACCUCAUUAUAACAAACAGUAGAGACGUCCCCUGUAUCGCCUGCUGCGACAUCACGGACGUGGUCCUGGUCUUCCAGUGUUCAGAGCGUCAUGUGAUCUGUCUCGACUGUUUCCAUCGCUAUUGUCAGACUCGUCUCAGUGAGAGACAGUUUGUUUCUCAUCCUGUGAUUGGAUACUCGCUGCCAUGUGCUGCCGGCUGCAUCGACUCUCUCAUUAAAGAGUUGCAUCAUUUCCGGAUUUUGGGAGAGGAUCAGUAUGGGCGGUACCAGCAGUACGGGGCGGAGGAGUGCCUACUAAUGAACGGAGGACUGAUGUGUCCGUCACCUGGCUGCGGGGCGGGGCUUAUCCCACCUGACGGCACCAGCAGGGUGCAGUGUGAAAGACAGCUGGGCUGUGGCUUCGUCUUCUGCAAAUACUGCAGAGAGGCAUACCAUGAGGGGGCGUGUCUCACUGAACGGGCCCCGCCCACAGCUGAAGCGUCUCAGGGAUUUAUGGUGGAGGAUGAGGCGUCUCUCAGAGGGAGGUGGGAUCGAGCCUCUUUGCUUCUCCUGCAGGAGUCGACUAAACGCUGUCCUCAGUGUUCAGUUCCUGUUGAGCGAGACGGCGGCUGCAUGCACAUGCAGUGUCCUCUGUGCCGAGCCGAUUGGUGCUGGCUCUGUGGCGUCUCCUGGAACAGAGACUGUAUGGGGAACCACUGGUUCGGAUAGAACAAACUAUGGGGAACCACUGGUUCCAAUAGAACGCUUCCUCUUCAAAGACAUUCGGGCAACUGGGAAUCAAACCACCAACAUCUCUUGUCUUCUCUCCAGAUGUUUUAGUUGUAUAAAGUCUUAUAUAACGUGUCUAAAGCAUCAAUGAUCAUAUCAGAAAUAUACUAGACUAUAUCAGACUUGAAAGGUUUAAGAUUAACAUGUUUCCUGUUCAUUCUCCGUCUGUCUAAUUAAAAAUAUCUAUUUAUUCCAAUAUAUA
Molecule: messenger RNA, 1294 nt
Organism: Cyclopterus lumpus (lumpfish)
Lineage: Eukaryota; Metazoa; Chordata; Actinopteri; Perciformes; Cyclopteridae
Product: E3 ubiquitin-protein ligase parkin-like
Exons: 8
Coding region: 16-1032 (338 amino acids)
Biological process (GO): regulation of cellular response to oxidative stress; regulation of apoptotic process; positive regulation of proteasomal ubiquitin-dependent protein catabolic process
Cellular component (GO): Golgi apparatus; mitochondrion; endoplasmic reticulum
Molecular function (GO): ubiquitin conjugating enzyme binding; zinc ion binding; ubiquitin protein ligase activity
Source: RefSeq, a predicted model, not a curated record